Molecule: messenger RNA, 892 nt
Organism: Gopherus flavomarginatus (Mexican gopher tortoise)
Lineage: Eukaryota; Metazoa; Chordata; Testudines; Testudinidae
Exons: 5
Coding region: 140-892 (250 amino acids)
Source: RefSeq, a predicted model, not a curated record
AGAUGAUGAGGAGGAAGAGGAGGAAGAGCUUGCAGAGAGCACACAGCACUCCAUUCUCCCCAACAGCCAGGAGCUUUUUGUGACCCAGACGGAAUUACCGUCCCAGCCCUUCCAAGCCACUAGCCCAGACAGUGAAGCCAUGGAAGCGACCUCUGCUGCAAAUUUUUCAAGCCUCCCUACUCCAUCCCGAAGGCUAGCUCAGAUAAGGCGGAGGAAGAAGAGGACACGAGAUGAAAUGUUCACAGAAAUCAUGGCAGUAACCUGCAAUGAAAGAGCUCAUCUGGGGGAGUGGAAGGACGUGGUAGCAAAGUACAGGAAAAAUGCCAGUGAACGUGAGGACAGGAGGGACAAACGUGAGGAUAGGAGAGACGCUCGAGAUGAGAGGUGGCGGCAGGAAGAUCAGAGGUGUAGGCAGGAAGAUCAGCGGUGGCGGGAUGCAACGCUGGAGCUGCUGCUUGAUCAAACUGACAUCCUCCAACAUCUGGUGGAUCUUCAGGAAGAGCAGCGGGGUCACAGAAUGCCACUCCAACCCAUGUUUAACCACCCUCAGAUUAGGCCUUUAGAGCGAAAAAUCUUGAAGGCAGGUGUAGACUGUUCACACAGCAUCUUCCCAGCUGACUAUGCCAGCUUUCCGCAACAGACACACUCUUGCAUGGAGGCAGAGGCCAAUGGCCUCAACCCUGAGAAUGAAGUGGUGGAUGAGGAAGUGGAGUUGAAGGAGGAUGUGGGACGUGAAACUGGGUUGUCUGGUGAGCUUCCUGUUUCUCCUCCUGUAGUAGAAAACUUCACCCUGCCAACCAGCAAUUAUUUCUGCAGAGACCAAAACAGCACACAGGCAAGCAGCAUAUGGGCCCAGUCUGAAGCUGUGUACAUGCUGGAGAUGAACCCAUGA